Messenger RNA from Rotaria sp. Silwood2, 222 nucleotides. NCBI's taxonomy places the organism in Eukaryota, Metazoa, Rotifera, Eurotatoria, Philodinida, Philodinidae. The record is from the annotation of a GenBank genome assembly.
AUGGUGGAUCUUAAUGAUACUAAUAAUGAUAUUCGUAUUGAUAUUUCGGAUGCACUUAGUGAAAAGGAUAAAGUUAAAUUUACCGUUCAUACAAAAACUACAUCGCCAAUAUUUCAAGAAUCGGAAUUUAAUGUUACACGUUUACAUGAAGAAUUUAUUUGGUUACAUGAUCGAUGUAAUGAGAAUGAAGAAUAUGCAGGCUUAAUUGUAAGUGUUGAUUGA